AUGCCCUUCAAGGUGCACCGCAUUGAGGCACCAAGCAACAUUGUUGAAACUAAUGUUUCGGAGCUGAUGAGUUUUUACAAGCUUAUGUACAAGAUGCGUCGCAUGGAGAUUGCGGCGGAUAUGAUGUACAAGGCCAAGUUCAUUCGCGGCUUUUGCCACCUGUACGAUGGCCAGGAGGCCGUGCUCACGGGCAUCGAGGCUGCCAUCACGCUCCAGGACUCCAUCAUCACCUCGUACCGAGACCACUGCCAGCACGUCAGCCGCGGCGGCACUGUGCUGGAGCUGAUGGCGGAGCUCAUGGGCAAGCGCGAGGGCGCCACCCGCGGCCUGGGCGGCUCUAUGCACAUCUACAACCGCAAGAACAACUUCUACGGAGGCAACGGCAUCGUGGGUGCACAGAUCCCCCUGGGCGCCGGUAUCGCGCUCGCGCACAAGUACCGCGGCGAGCCCAACGUGUGCAUCACCAUGUACGGCGACGGCGCCGCCAACCAGGGCCAGAAGUACGAGGCACUCAACAUGGCGGGCCUGUGGAACCUGCCGGCCAUCUUCGUCUGCGAGAAUAACCACUACGGGAUGGGCACCGCAGAGUGGCGCGCGGCCAAGUCGCCCAACUUCUACACCCGCGGUGACUACAUCCCGGGCAUCAAGGUGGACGGUAUGGAUGUGCUGGCGGUCAAGCAGGCCGUCGCUUUCGCCAAGGCCUACGCCCUCGCCAACGGACCCAUAAUUAUGGAGAUGGACACCUACCGCUACCACGGCCACUCGAUGUCGGACCCGGGGUCGACCUAUCGUACGCGCGACGAGAUCAACGCCAUGCGCACGGAGCGUGACCCAAUUGAGCGUGUGAAGAAGCUGCUGUUGGCGAACGGCGUGGAGUCUGCCGAGUUCAAGCGGUUGGACCGGGAGAUCAAGAAGGAGAUCGACGAUGCGGUUGAGGCGGCCAAGGCGGGCUCCAUUCCGCCGGAUAGCUGGCUAUGGAAGAACAUGUACGCGGCGCCUUUGGGCGCGGAGAUGCGUGGCGUGCUGCCUGGGCAGUACCAUGCACCGGCUUUCGACCCGGAGUACAAGAGUUGA
Molecule: messenger RNA, 1074 nt
Organism: Volvox carteri f. nagariensis
Lineage: Eukaryota; Viridiplantae; Chlorophyta; Chlorophyceae; Chlamydomonadales; Volvocaceae
Exons: 2
Coding region: 1-1074 (357 amino acids)
Biological process (GO): pyruvate decarboxylation to acetyl-CoA
Cellular component (GO): intracellular membrane-bounded organelle
Molecular function (GO): pyruvate dehydrogenase (acetyl-transferring) activity
Source: RefSeq, a predicted model, not a curated record